This is a messenger RNA of Cimex lectularius (bed bug), 1186 nucleotides long. It is a transcript of the gene PTPMT1, whose product is annotated as phosphatidylglycerophosphatase and protein-tyrosine phosphatase 1. Gene Ontology annotation, molecular function: phosphatidylglycerophosphatase activity; protein tyrosine/serine/threonine phosphatase activity; phosphatidylinositol-4,5-bisphosphate 5-phosphatase activity. Gene Ontology annotation, biological process: protein dephosphorylation. Lineage: Eukaryota; Metazoa; Arthropoda; Insecta; Hemiptera; Cimicidae. The transcript has 5 exons. Bases 180 to 818 code for a protein of 212 amino acids. The record is from RefSeq and is a predicted model, not a curated record.
AACAAGUGAGUACUGUUACUCGGUCACUGUACGCUUGUCGUUUCACGUCGAAGUUUGCCAGUUGACUGUGAAUUAAGCCGUUGGGGGCUCGAGUCGGACUUGUUUCUGUUCACUGGAAGAAAUUGUUUUACGAAGAUUUCUGUUCCCACCACGUUUUUGAAGAAGAUCCAGACAGGAAAAUGUUCGCGAGGCUAUCAUUCUACCCGACGCUCCUCUACAACGUGUUGAUGGAGAAAAUGACGAGCCGCAACUGGUACGACAGGAUCGACGAUACUGUAAUUCUAGGCGCGUUGCCUUUCCGCAGCAUGACCGACAAGUUAAUAAGUGAAGAAAACGUGAGAGGAGUUGUUUCUAUGAACGAGGAUUAUGAACUUUACCUGUUUUCCAAUAGCUGUGCAGAGUGGAAAGACAGAGAUGUUGAAUUUCUCCAGCUUAGUACAAGAGAUAUUUUUGAAGCACCAUGCCAAAAUAAGUUAAACCAAGGGGUACAAUUCAUAAACAAGUUCCGCAAUACAAAUUUCAGCGUUUAUGUGCAUUGCAAAGCUGGUCGUACACGCAGUGCUACUUUAGUUGGAUGCUAUCUCAUGUCGAAAAACGGUUGGAAUCCAGAAGAAGCAGUUGAUUACAUGAGACAGAAACGGGCUCACAUUCUAUUUCAUGCCAUCCAAUGGGAAGCGAUGAGAACGUACUACGCCAACAGUAAUAAAAAGGGUACAUCUGAAUUGUCGAACAACACACCUGUUACAACUCUGUCAAAAGAAAAACCACCACUGCCUUCCGUACAGCCUACGUCACAAGAGUCGUCUGGAAGUACAUGAGAUAAAAAAUGUAUUUAUUAUAACUAAAGGUGGUAGAAGAAAUGACGUAAUGGGGUCCGUGGAACGGUUCUUCACAUAUUUACGACUGAGGUGAAGCAAACUGGACUUAUACAAAUGUAAUACAGUGAAAUAGUUCAAUAUUUGUCAAAAUUAUUUUCCUUGUUUUAAUUGCCAUACAUUUUUUUUCAGAAAAACUUGUUUUUUUUUGUAUCAUUAAUUUAAAAUUGUAUUGAUAUCAAUUUCAGUUAGUAUAAACUUUCUGUGAUAUAUGUUGAAAAGCUUUAAAUUUUUUAAAACAUGCAAGAAAUUAAAAUUUGUAAACAUUCCCUAAAAACCAAUGUCUCAGAUUGGCAAAAAAAAAAAAAAAA